Molecule: messenger RNA, 5519 nt
Organism: Pygoscelis adeliae (Adelie penguin)
Lineage: Eukaryota; Metazoa; Chordata; Aves; Sphenisciformes; Spheniscidae
Gene: APBB2
Product: amyloid beta (A4) precursor protein-binding, family B, member 2
Exons: 15
Coding region: 160-2424 (754 amino acids)
Biological process (GO): regulation of DNA-templated transcription
Cellular component (GO): nucleus; cytoplasm
Molecular function (GO): transcription factor binding; amyloid-beta binding
Source: RefSeq, a predicted model, not a curated record
UAAGCGUUUCGAUCUGUACUUUGAAAGCAGCUGACAGCGUGUGGUAAUGUGCUGACUGGCACUAUGGGCAGGCGGUACCCGGGGGCUCACUAUCGGCCAAGCAGCUCAUAUUUCAAAUUAUAAUCUAUUUCCUGAUGCAUUGCUGACGCCCCGUGAGCCAUGUCAGAAGUACUUCCAGUCGAUUCCGGUGUGGACGCAUUGGCAGUGUUUAUGGCAAGCAGCAGCACGACGGAUGUUGUGAACCGCAACAACCCCGCCACCCCGCCGAACACCCUUAACCUGCGCUCCUCUCAUAAUGAACUUCUGAAUGCAGAAAUUAGGCACACAGAGACCAAGAACAGCACUCCUCCGAAAUGCAGGAAGAAAUACGCUCUGACUAACAUUCAGACAGCCAUGGGUCUUUCCGAUCCAGCAGCACAGCCCCUUCUGGGGAACAGCUCUGCCAAUAUAAAGCUGGUGAAGAAUGGAGAAAACCAGCUCAGGAAAGCAGCCGAGCAGGGACAGCAGGAUCCCAACAAAAACCUCAGUACCACUGCGGGCGUAAACGUAACUUCUGAGAAGUUUGAAGGCAAAGAGCUGAUCCCGCAGGAUUCUUCUGGCUGUGAAAUAUUACCCUCGCAGCCAAGGAGGACCAAGAGCUUCCUGAAUUACUAUGCGGAUCUAGAGACAUCUGCUAGAGAGCUAGAGCAGAGUUUUGUUGUAAUGGAAGAUAAAUCUGCGCAAAGCAACAGCCAGGCUUCUACCGUUAUUGUCAAUGGGGAAGUCCUGCCCAGGAAACAAAACAAGCUGUCAAGCCCAGAGGGUGGCCAAGUUGCCACAGUGUCAUCAAGCCCUGAGACUAAGAAAGACCACCCAAAAACUGGGGCCAAAACAGAUUGUGCCCUCCACAGGAUUCAAAACCUGGCCCCAAGCGAUGAGGACUCCAGCUGGACUACGCUGUCCCAGGACAGCGCCUCGCCGAGCUCACCUGACGAAACAGCAGAUAUAUGGAGUGAUCAUUCAUUUCAGACAGACCCAGACUUACCACCCGGCUGGAAAAAAAUAAAUGACAUCGCUGGGAUCUACUACUGGCACAUACCAACAGGAACAACUCAAUGGCAACGUCCCGUGUCCAUCCCAACAGAUCUCCAGGGCUCACGGAAAGGAUCGCUUGGUUCCAUUACUCCAUCUCCUACUCCAGAAACUGAGAAACAGCCAUGGAGUGAUUUUGCUGUACUGAAUGGGGGAAAGAUUAAUAGUGACAUUUGGAAGGAUCUGCAUGCAGCCACUGUGAACCCAGACCCAAGUCUGAAAGAGUUUGAAGGAGCAACGUUACGCUAUGCCUCUUUGAAGCUCAGAAAUGGUCCACAAUCUGAUGAUGAUGAUUCUUGUAGCAUCAACAGUGAUCCAGAAGCCAAGUGCUUUGCUGUGCGAUCUCUGGGCUGGGUAGAAAUGGCAGAAGAAGAUCUGGCUCCUGGAAAAAGCAGUGUUGCUGUGAACAAUUGCAUCAGACAACUCUCUUACUGUAAAAACGACAUCAGAGACACUGUUGGCAUCUGGGGAGAGGGCAAAGACAUGUACCUUAUACUGGAAAAUGACAUGCUGAACCUGAUUGACCCCAUGGACCGCACAGUUCUUCAUUCGCAGCCCAUUGUGAGCAUCAGAGUCUGGGGAGUGGGUCGUGACAACGGCCGAGACUUUGCUUAUGUGGCAAGAGACAAAGACACAAGAAUUCUGAAAUGUCAUGUGUUUCGAUGUGACACACCAGCAAAAGCCAUCGCCACAAGUUUACACGAAAUCUGCUCAAAGAUUAUGGCCGAACGGAAGAAUGCUAAAGCUAUGGCUUGCAGCUCAUUGCAAGAGAGGACAAAUGUCAGCCUUGAUGUUCCUCUGCAAGUAGAUUUCCCAACACCAAAGACAGAACUGGUACAGAAGUUCCACGUCCAGUACCUGGGCAUGCUACCUGUAGCUAAACCCGUGGGAAUGGAUACUCUGAACAGUGCCAUUGAAAGUCUAAUGGCUUCCUCUAGCAAAGAAGACUGGAUGCCAGUUACCAUGAAUGUUGCCGAUGCUACUGUCACAGUCAUCAGUGAAAGAAAUGAAGAGGAAGUCAUGGUGGAGUGUCGUGUGCGGUUCCUGUCCUUCAUGGGAGUCGGCAAGGACGUUCACACAUUCGCCUUCAUUAUGGAUACAGGAAACCAGCAUUUUGAGUGCCACGUUUUUUGGUGUGAACCAAACGCAGGCAAUGUAUCAGAAGCUGUUCAGGCUGCUUGUAUGUUACGGUAUCAGAAGUGCUUAGUAGCCAGACCUCCUUCACAGAAAGUUCGACCGCCCCCACCUCCUGCAGACUCGGUGACUAGAAGAGUUACAACUAACGUAAAAAGAGGAGUGUUGUCCCUCAUUGACACUUUGAAACAGAAACGCCCGGUCACUGAGAUGCCAUAGCUGCGUAAGAGAGAAGAUUCUCCUACCACUUAACUGAAGAUAACAGUAGCUACACUAAGGAAAAUGAACUGACGAUGUCUGGCCUUCCGUUUCAAGUUGCUGAUGCUUUGUCUUCAGAGAAUUUACCCUUACCGAAACAAUGUUAGACAAGCAUGUUCUCUUGUUCUUGCCACCAUCGUGUGAUAUGAAAAGAAGCAUGAAUAAUUUUUUUGCUGUCAGUGAGUUACAUCAUGAGCGAUGGAAGGUCUGUUUGGUUGUAAAUACAUGAACAUUACCUAAACUCACACAAAAAAAGAAUAUGGCCACAUCCCUCCCAGUGAACUCAUGCUAAAGUCCUUGGAGUGAAUGAUGCCUGAGUUGAUAGUUUCACCGUCUUGAGCUGGAUUUGCCACAAGCCAAUCUUAAAUCCUACAGCACUCUGCUCUGUUUUCAACACUGGAGUAGGUACCAAGUAUUAGCUACCAUUGAAUUACUAUAGAUGAAAUACCGAGUUUUAUUUUUUACAGAACUACACCUCUUAGUUUUAAAUUGUUUGUCAGCAUUGGUCUAGCAACCACUUUGACAUCUCCCUGACAUGCUUUUGAAUCAUGGUGUCAUUAUUUCAUCUCCUGGUUAUACAUCACGGUCUUAGAGAAGAAUCGUGUUUAGUACCAAACCGAUGCUGAAAAAUCCAGAAGUGUUUUCAGUAACUGAGUUGCUGGGUGAUCCACUGAAGCUUUGCAGCUUUAAACAUACAAACGCAACUGUUGGCUGUUAAAUUUAUUCUCCUAAAUCUGUCAUUAAUUCAUCAAAAAUACCGUUUGUAUUUCACGCAGGGCUCAAACCAAUCAGGAGUAAAAAGAACUAGUCAGUAGUUUUAUUGUCUUACAACUCUUAUAGAGACUAAAAUACUCCAUACCUUUUCCAUACGAGUGUUUGAUGAAAUGUUCAAUUCAGCGUCUGGUUGCACAAUCCCCCUCCCCCCUCCCCCCCCCCGAGUUUGUUGCUGAAUCCUUAAUGUGCCACAAAAAGAACAAUCACGUUUCUUGUUAUUUACAAAAUUCCAUGAAAUUUCUUUUACUUUUAAUGCUCUUGUGACAAAAUAAGGAGAGAGUUGUUUUCUAACAGGAUAGUGCUUUGGGUGGUACAACUUGAUUUCAAUGCUUUUGCUCCAAAGGCUUCAUCUAACUGCUUUCACUUACACACCACUGCAAACCCUGACAAAGUCAGCCCAGUAUUGCCCCUUAAAAUUGCACCUCGGGCUAAUUUUCAAACGCACUUAUGCAUCUUGAGUCCCUCCCUUUGCCAUCUUCUGUCUAGACCUGCAGAUUGGUACAAAUUUUGGAAAUGGAACGUUACAGGUAUUUUGAACUAGCGUUAAAAAUGUUUUGCCUCCAUUUAUAGAUACGUUCCAAAUUGUAACCGUCUCCCAAGUCUGCAAAUCUGGUCAUACCGUAAUUUUAAAAGAACAUUGGCAAGCUUGUUGUUACAAGAACUCUUUUUUUAUUUUACUAUGCAAGAGACUGUUAUAAACAAACUAUUUUCUUUUUAUUUCCUUGUUUAAAGAAAUUAACGGCAACACCUGGGCAAAACAACUUAGGAACACAAGGGGAAGAGAAUGAUGAUUCAAGAAAUUUCUGCACUGAAAAAUGCAGAAAAACCAUUAAACUAAACGCAGCGUGAUGUAUGAGCGAGUGUCAGGUGAAGGCUAGCUAUGCAACUGUCGUCAUUAAGUGUAGCUCUCUAGAAUACCAGCUGAAGAGCUGAUCCUCCACCGAUCUCAAAUCUCUUUCUGACCGGGAUUCUGCACCCCAGACACUGAAGCGAUUGUUCCCCCUCCCAAGGCUCGCAUUCCCGCUACCUCCUUUGCACCAGCUCUGUUGCCGGUACAGCUGGAGGAGAAGUUGCUUGGGCCAAGCAGGCAGGGAGAACCGGAGGCGAGGGGACACAAACCACCCCGCCCCUUUUAGCAGUACCAAUGGUUAACUGACCGUGGAGCCAGAGCGCGGAGCACGGCGAUGGCAGCUCGCAUACGUGCUUGUUUAGUUCCCAGCGCUGAUCCCAGUGGCGUCUGCUAGGAGCAGUGUGAAAACUCGCUUCCUGUCAUGACUGCUACCAAAAUGUGGUGGGUAACAAUGUACCUUUAGGUAGGAUCGUGAAGUUAAGAGAGGAAAGUUUCCUUAUUCGUCAUCGUGCUAGCGAUUCAAACUUUGACUUUACUUCAUUUUAAAUUACAGAAAAUCCUUUGACAGUGAGUGUCUUUUUAAAGUUCCAGCUGGAAACGCCAGGAUUUGGGAUUUGCAACUGUUCUACAACAGUGAAUUUUAAACAGUGUAAUUAAAUUUUGUAGUUGCAUCUGCACAGUGCCGAUUCUCCCCGAGAGAGACCCGGGCUCUCUUUAAACUAAACCGACACUCGGCAAACAGCAAUGUAAAGAUUCUCCUACAUCGGUGUUGUCGAGGCUAUGAACAUCUAGUUAGCUUUCACUAGCAAAGCGUGCAAUUGCAGGAAGGGCUGAGGAGAAGCCAGAGGAAUUUGAAAAGCCGUAGGUCACUUGCCAAUAUAUGUUUUCAGAGUUUUGUGUCUGUUAACAAAACAUUGUUGAUUUUGCAAAUAUUUCAGUAGCGUGCUUAAUGGCCUGACUAUACGCGGCCUUUUUGCUUCAGCAGAGCUCCUUAUUCUCCGAAAGAUUAAAUAUACACCCAGGUGUUUGCAGAACCAGAGCCUAGUAUUGCAAAGCCAGUUGUCUUUUGUUAAACAAUAUAUUAAGACACUCUUUUUACCAUGGCCAAAAACGUGUGUACGGGGUAUGUGUGUUUGAGCAACUGCCACUGUUUUAGUUGAUGUUAUAGUGACCCUUCAGUUAUCUAUGCAUUUUUUUUAAUAAUACCUAGUGACUGUAGGCAGGCAGCCAUGUUCACUAUGCUUUGUAUGUCUGACGCCGUAUUUUAAAUUAACCUGUUAAAUACAGCUUAAAAUAUUUUUAUUUUAUUUAUUCUGUUUUUACUGAAAUAUCCUGCAUUAUUAUGUUGAUGUAUUGUCUUUACUGGACGUGCACUUGUAACAUUCUCCACUCUGUAUACUGUAGGUCGCCUAAAAAAAGGCAGGCUUUGUAA